Molecule: messenger RNA, 3354 nt
Organism: Triticum dicoccoides
Lineage: Eukaryota; Viridiplantae; Streptophyta; Magnoliopsida; Poales; Poaceae
Product: disease resistance protein RGA5-like
Exons: 5
Coding region: 371-3220 (949 amino acids)
Biological process (GO): defense response to other organism
Molecular function (GO): ADP binding
Source: RefSeq, a predicted model, not a curated record
UGACCAUUCUCCAUCCUCUAGCAGUCGUUUCAUCCUCCGUUCCUUUGUCUCCUCUCGAUCCUCAUUUGUAGCUACUCGAGGUGCUCUCCUAGCCAGAUCUGGGCGUCUCCUUCCCGGAGAGUUUGGUGCAGCGCUCGUGGGGUGGGCCGGGGAAGGGGCGUCGGUGUGCAUGCCCCAGGCGGUGCGUGCUGAAAUCAGUGUGGGGUCGUUAAUUAGAGGCGACGCCAAGAUCAGAGUCAGCGCCGUCGAAGCUUGCAGUGCAUAGAGUCGUCCUCUAAAUAGCAGCGCUGCAGUACACAAACGUACAUGUACAUCAACCACCGUGCGCCCCUCAACCAAACAACAAAGCAACUAUACUAAUCAACAAGCCAUGUCCAUGGAUCGGGCAACGGGCGCCAUGGGCUCCCUGCUCUCCAAGCUACUCGAGCUCCUCAACGAGGAGUACAAUCUGCAGAAGGGCGUCAAGGAAGGCGUUAGAUCUCUUGAGGAAGAGAUGAGGAGCAUGCAAGCUGUCCUCCAAGUGGUGGGAGAGGUGCCGCGGGACCAGCUCGAUGUCCAGGUCAAGCUCUGGGCAGGGGAGGUCAGGGAGCUCUCCUUCGACAUGGAGGACGUCGUCGACAAGUUCUUGGUGCAUGUCGAUGACGACUCUGAGUCUGCAGCCAAUUCGAAUAAGCUCACACAGCUCACCGAGAAGUUUGCAGGCUUGUUCACUAAAGGGAAGGGUCGCCAUGGGAUCUCCGUUGCGAUCAAGGUCAUCAAUAAGCAAGUCCAAGAGGUUGCUAAAAGGCGUGCAAGGUACAAUGUCGACAAUAUUGUCAUCAGGCCUGCAGUUGUGUCACCUGAUCCUCGCCUUUGGGCUGUCUACACGGAAGUGACAGAGCUUGUUGGUAUUGCUAGAAAAAGGGAAGAGCUGAGGAAGUUGCUCUCGGUGAGGGACAUGUCCAAGAAAAAGAUGAAGAUUCUCUCCAUUGUCGGUUUUGUGGGGUUAGGCAAGACCACUCUUGUCAAAAAGGUAUAUGACAAGAUCAAAGGAGAUUUCGAUUGCAGUGCUUUUGUUUGUAGCGGUCCAAAGGCUGACCCAAAGAAGGUUUUGAUGGACAUCCUUGUGCAUCUUGGUGUAUAUGAAAAUCAGCUCACCCUAUUGGAUGAAAAAUGCCUCAUUAACAAACUCCGUGAAAGUCUAGAGAACAAGAGGUACCUCAUUGUAAUUGAUGAUAUAUGGGAUGAAACAUUGUGGAGAGUCGUCAACUGUGCAUUCUCUAAUAGUAACAAUUUAGGCAGUCGGAUAAUCACGACAACUCGUAUAAUCAGUGUAUCUAAAUUAUGUUCCUCGUCUGCAAAUGAUUCAGUCUAUCAAAUGCAACCUCUUAAUGAUGAUGAUUCAGAAAGUCUCUUCUAUAAAAGGAUUUUUCCUCACGAGAGUGGUUGUCCUUAUGGACUUGAGGAGGCGUCCAUAGCUAUACUGAAUAAAUGUGGUGGGGUGCCAUUAGCCAUCCUUACUGCAGCGAGUCUUUUGGCUAGUAAUCAGCAAAUAAAAACGAAGGAUCAGUGGCAUGUUUUGCUACAGUCUAUUGGUCAUGGACUUACCGAAGACCCUCAUACAAAUGAGAUGCUGAGGAUAGUAUCGUUUAGCUAUUUUGACCUUCCUUCUUAUCUGAAGACAUGUUUACUAUAUCUAAGCAUGUUUCUGGAUGAUCAAGAGAUUGGCAAAGAUCGAUUGAUAUGGAUGUGGAUUGCCGAAAGUUUUGUCCAAUACCAAACAGCAAAAAGUAGUCUCUUUGAGAUUGGAGAAACUUACUUCAAUGAGCUAGUGAACAGGAGCCUGAUCCAGCCGGUAUAUGAUUAUCGUGGCAUUGUAUGUGCCUGUCGUGUACACGCAAUUGUGCUUGAUCUGAUUUGCGGCUUGUCAAGUGAAGAGAACUUUGCUACUAUGUUGAACGGUACUGGUGAUAUGAUGUAUUGUCCGACCACGAUACGCAGGUUGUCCCUCCAGAAUGCAAGAAAAGAAGAACAUCAAACCACUCGUAUCAGAUCUAUGAGCAUGUCCCAGUUGAGGUCCGUUGUUACAUCUGAACCUGCUAUUGGUGUAAUGCCGCCUUUCUCGAGCUUUGCUGUUUUGCGUGUAUUAGAUUUGACUGGAUGUGAUGUUAGUCGUCAUAAUCAUCUUAACCUUAGGGAGUUGGGGAGGUUACUUCACCUGAGGUACCUAGGUCUGUCCACAACAGGAAUUUCUGAUGUCCCGGAAGAAGUUGGAAAGUUACAGUUUUUGCAGGUGCUGGAUUUGAGGCAAAAUUUGGGUAUAAAAGAACUGCCAUCGUCUGUUACUCAACUGAGAAGAUUGAUGUGCCUACUUGUUGACUGUUGCUGCAAGCUUCCAGAUGGGUUUGGAAACCUGACAUCAAUGGAAGUGCUACAAGAGAUCUGUGGUGACUCUCGGAACGUUGUGGAAGAGCUGGGUAACAUGGAAAGGUUGAGGAAACUCAAUAUUUGGUUUAAUGGUUUGAGCUUGAAGCUGGAGGUAGCUUUGGUGGAGUCACUAGUGAAACUGUCCAAGAUCCAGAGUGUUGAAGUUGGGAUCCGUAGUGAUGAUCUUGAAUCCAUGUAUCUUUUGGGGGAACGCUGGGUGCCCCCUCGAAGUCUCCGGGAAUUUAGCAUAAUCGGAUCUGCCAAAUUCUCUAGGCUUCCGGCAUGGAUAAGGAGGAAUCCUUUGCGUCUGUCGGUUCUCUCCCAGUUAAAUAUCUUUGUCGAGGAACUAAGGCAGGAGGACAUGGGAUUGCUUGCAUGGUUACCAGCUCUCUGUAUUCUGGAGUUAUGGACCCUCCACCAAAGGCUGCUAGUCGUUGCUGCCGAUGGGUUCUGCUGUUUGACAUAUCUCACCCUGUUUUCGGAUUCGCCGGGCCAAGUUGUGUUCCAGCCAGGAGCUUUGCCCAGGGCUGAACAAGUUGCGCUCCGUAUCGGUUUGCGAGUUGCAAAAGAGGAAGCUGCUCGCAAUAGUGGUGAUUGGUUUGACCUUGGUAUGGGGAGCCUGCCGUCGCUGCGGAACGUCGAUGUCGAAUUCGACUAUUUGGGAAUGACGGUCAGGGAGGCCAAGCAAGCAGAGGCAGCACUGGAGAACGCUCUCCGUGCCCAUUCUAACUGUCCCACCUUUCGUAUACUCCCAGAGAUACCAGAAGGCGCUCAUGAUGAUGACGUCUACAUUGAGGACGACGGGUCAGAGUGAAGAACAUGCAGAAGCGAGAGCUACAAGGGGUACAAGUCAGAGGGGCAAGAUUGCUGCUGCCAGUGGCAGCUGAUGCGUCCAGUAAGAAGAGAUGGCGGGCAUCUUUUGAUCCUGCGGAUUGCUGGCUAAAGACC